Messenger RNA from Protopolystoma xenopodis, 1881 nucleotides. NCBI's taxonomy places the organism in Eukaryota, Metazoa, Platyhelminthes, Monogenea, Polystomatidea, Polystomatidae. The record is from the annotation of a GenBank genome assembly.
AUGUGCCGGGUGGAUGAAGAGCCGUUGGUGUUGCAGCAGUUUCUCCGGUUCAUGGAGACCCGGCAGUUGGCCUACGAGAUGCUUGUUGGUCUUGGCCGUCAGCUGCAGUAUCUACUGCAUCAUCAGGCCCAGCCGCAGUUGGAGGUGACCAGCGAGGCCGAGAAGAAGACGGACUUUGAUCGUUUGACCAGUUCGGCCGCGAUGGCGCAAGUCGGUGAGGCUGACGACGGCGGCAGCUUGUGUCGUGUCCCCAUCGAGGCGGGCGGAGGAGGUAGGGCAGGUGGCAACAGCACCGGAGCCAGGCAUCGGAUGAGCGGCAGCCGACCGGGGCAAGAUGAAUCGUCUGCGUCGGGCCGCAACAUUCCCCUGGCCUCGAGAGAAGGGGGCCGCUGCGCCCCAACUGGGAGGAACUGGCCGAGUCUGCGUCUGCCGACGAGCCCAGAAGCGACCGGCUGUCUGCCGGACUGCCUCAAGACCGAGGCCUCCGGUACCGACGGAGUCGAGAGCCAGUACCCUUCCGAGGCGAGCGACUCGAUCGGCUCAGUCGAGGCUCUGUUGUCGCGUUUUCGCGGCCACGAUCCGGCUCGACCGCCCACCCAGUAUCGGCCAGACAGCGCCACCAGCACCAACACCAGCACCAGCGGACUCUUCGUCCUGUCGAGUCGGGCGGUCGAAGAGCAGCACUCGUCCAGCCUCACGGUAUCCACCCUCUCGGGUAGCUCCUCUUCGUCCACCUCGCCCCAGGCCGGCCUCGGCGACCACUCUUCCACCCGCCACUCUGCCAAGUCGAUGGCAUCUCCGACCAGUCCAAGACUGACGCAUGGACAGCCUGGCCUCAGACUGGCGUCCAAGUGCAGACUGGACGGGCUCAAGGCGGCCUUCUGCGAAGGCAUCGGUGAUCCUGCGUCCGGACAGACGAGGUCGCCAGCCAACAACGAUUGCCUACGAUCGCUUCCUCAAACUCCGCCGAGCACUCCGGUCUCGAACCCGCCAUCACUGGCCGGCCAGGCAACCGGAUGCCCUACCGAUGCAACUGUCACUAGCGCCAAUAGCAACCACUUUCUGGCCGCCAUGACAGCAGUCGCUUUGGCGUCGGGCGGCCUGCCCUUCACCAUGAGCCCCUUUGGCCUGGCCUCGCUGAUGCCAGGCCUCCAGGGCCUACCGGGCCUUGGCAACUGUCAACAAACAGACAUUAGACCUGCAGAUCGCAGCUUGGGCAACUGUAGAAGUCAACUAGUCAUGCCUCCUGAGGGCGUAACGCUGCCCACUUCCCUCCCCUCCUCAUUAUCUUCCUCCUCUUCUUCCUCCUCCUCCUCCUCCUCAUCUACUCCUUCUACCCUUUCCUCCACGUCUGCCUCGUUCAGAGCCGCAUUCGCCAUGCUACCCUCCUACGCAGCCUCGACUGCCUCGUGUCCGCCAGCCUCGCUGACCUGCGGUCCCGCUGGCUCUGGGCUCGAGUCUCUUCCUCUUGGACUCCCGCUUCAGCUCGCUUUGUCUUCUGCUUCGUCUUCCCAAUCGUCGGCUCAUUUCCCUCCGUUCACUUCGACUCAGCCCAAACACGCCUCUCCCACAAUCCACUCCGCAUGCCUGACUGGCUCCAACGGCCUCGUUGGCCAAAGGAAUUCACCGACCCACGGACUCGACACCUUUUUCACCGGCCUCGAAGCGUGUGCAGCCAAGCCGGCCAUUCGCGAUGUGCCCCACGAGCGGAAUCGGCCUUCCGACUCUUCAAUGGGCAGCCCCACCUUCGUCACCUCAGCCGCAUCAACUGCAGCUCUCUCCUCCUCCUAUUCCCCUCUUCCAGCCAACCAUGCCACCUCUCCCUCUUCCUCCUCCUCCUCCUCCUCCUCCUCCUCAUCUUCCUGCUCCUCCUCCUCCUCC